This is a messenger RNA of Mytilus californianus (California mussel), 2120 nucleotides long. RefSeq names its product heat shock 70 kDa protein 12B-like. Lineage: Eukaryota; Metazoa; Mollusca; Bivalvia; Mytilida; Mytilidae. The transcript is spliced from 5 exons. The coding region runs from base 62 to 1327 and encodes 421 amino acids. Gene Ontology annotation, molecular function: ATP binding; ATP-dependent protein folding chaperone. The record is from RefSeq and is a predicted model, not a curated record.
CUGCCAAUCAACUUCCUUAUAACUGUUUCAUACCAGAUUUUCAGGUAACAUGUGAUAAACGAUGGCUAUUCAUGUAGCUGCCAUAGAUUUUGGGACAACGUAUUCAGGAUAUUCAUUUUCAGUUAGUGCACCAGAAACUGAGCUGAAGGAUGUAGAAAUCUUAUCUAAUCAGAUUUGGAAUUCUGGGACGGCGGAAGUUGCAUCCCUAAAGACCCCCACGUGUCUGCUGCUCUCUAAAGACCGAAAAGUAUCAGUUUUUGGGUAUGAAGCAGAAGAACAGUAUGCAGACAUUGUAUUGGAUGGAGAUACAGAAGAUUACUACUUCUUUCAUAGAUUUAAGAUGAAGCUUCAUAAUAACAAGAAUAUUACUAUGACUAUGGUUCUGAAAGAUGUGAGAGGGCAACCACUACCUGCUAUAGAUGUAUUUUCGUUGUCAAUUAAAACCUUAAAAGACCACCUUAACAGUACUGGUGAAAUAAAGAACAUAGUACUUGACGAUGAAAAAACUAAGUGGGUACUUACUGUUCCUGCCAUUUGGACGGACACAGCCAAGCAGUUUAUGAGAAAAAGUGCUGAAAAGGCUGGAAUACCAAGAGAUAAGCUAACAAUUGCACAUGAACCAGAAGCAGCAUCGAUAUAUUGUCAAACCUUCCCGUCUGCUGGUUGCAGAGAAAUUGCGGAAAUUGGAUCAAGAUAUAUGGUCGCAGAUCUUGGGGGUGGUACAAUAGAUGUAACGGUACAUGAAAAAAUUCCGAACGGCACUUUGAAAGAAGUGACAAAAGCCUGCGGGAAUGGUUGUGGCAUAACCUCAGUUGAUGAUGCAUUUAUCCAGCUGUUCGUUCGCAUAUUUGGCGGACCACUUCUAAACAGUAUGAAAUCAGACAGUCCAGAAUCUUACUUAUAUCUGAUGAUAAGUAUAGAACAAGUUAAAAGAACAUUUCAACCCACCCAAACUAGAAAAGUGAAUUUAACCAUUCCAUAUGCAACUCUCGACGAUCUCUGUCAGUCAAAUUUAGGGGAAAAUAUUAAAAAUGUCGUCAGUUCAUCCUCCCUGGCAUGUAACAUUGAAAUAUGUAAAGACAAAAUAGGAAUUGAACCAUUAUUCGCUAAAUCGCUUUUCAAGACAACAUGUGAUAAUAUUAAGGCUUUAAUACAGUCUGUUCUACAACAGGCGACAGCAUCAAGCGUUUCAAGCAUUCUGCUUGUUGGUGGUUUCGCUGAAUGCAAGAUGGUACAAAAUGCCCUGAAAACUGUUUUUCCAAGCAUGAACAUUAUAUUGCAAGAGGAUCGUUAUCGUUCUGAAAGGUGCAGUUUUAUUUGGUUAUAAAUCCGAUAUCAUAUCAUCGCGAAUAGCACGAUAUACAUAUGGUCUAGGUUUCCGGUUGCCGUUUGAUGAAAGUAUUCAUGAUCAGAAAAGAAAAUCGAUUUCGGGAGGAAUAGCAUAUUGCAGAUCCUUAUUUGAUCCAUUCAUGGGGAUCAACACACCAAUUCCAUUAGGACAUAAAAUUGAAAAAUUAUAUUCAACGAACGAAAAGACCGGCUGCAUGUGUCGAGUGUAUAUAACGGAUAGGGACAAUGCUAUGUAUACCGAUACGGGAGAAUGUACUUUACUUGGGGAGUUCAAAUUUUCCAUUGCAAACCCUAGGCGCGAUGAAAGAGAAUUGAAAGUUGUAUUUAACUUUGGAGACACAGAAUUUUCAAUGACUGUAGUAGAUCUUGAAUCAAAAUCUGAAAAGAAGGAAUUUUACGAAAUUCAACGUUAGACUGAUCUUAGUUACUACUUUGCUCCUUUAACACUAUCAAUUCAUGAACUUCAAUAAUCUAUUUCUGUAACCAUGUUUCAUAAGGCAUCAGCUUUAUGAUUAGUAUCUAUAAUCAAAUAAUUGUACAGUCUUAUGAUGAUGAAUGUGAUGAUCGAAUCUCAAAGUUCAGUGACAAAUAUUAAGGAAAAUACUAGGAUGUAUACUAUUGUUCAUAUGUACCACCAUGAGUAUUUAGUAUGACGGUUAAUUUUCACUUCUGUACUCGUACUGUGAACAACAAAGUCAUUAAUUUUGUAAAAAAUGAUUUCCAUACGCCUAAUAACAAAACUAUUACUAGUAUAUUUAAGUUGAUAUGUG